CGAGACGCCCGACGGGGUGGGGGUCGCCGCUCGCCCGCUCUCCCGCUCUCCGGGUCGCCCGCACUUUACGGCUGCCGAAAACCGGCCCCGCCCGCCGCCGUACCGCAGACCCGGGGUGCCGCUCAGAUCUCUGGCUGGACAUCAGAAAUAGCUUUUGAUGGCUUAGGGCCUCCUUCUUGAGACCCCAGGUAGCAUGCACUUAUCAAAACCUGUCCUCAUCCUGGCCCACACGCGCUCCAAUAUUUAACAGUCACACUCUGCUUUCCAUUGGACUGAUCCUGGAUUCCAUAGUAAAAAGAUGGCUUAUCAGAAGGUCAAUGCAGAUCUAAGAACCUCAGGACACUCACAGUAUUUAGACAAUGAUGACAUCCAAGCCACUGCCCUUGAUUUAGAGUGGGAUAUGGAGAAGGAAUUGGAAGAGCCUGGCUUUGACCAGUUCCAACAAGAUAAUGCUGAGACCCAGAACUUGGGGCAGUCAGAAACUUUAGACCUCCACCUUGAUUCCAUUCAACCAGCAACUUCACCCAAAGGAAGGUUCCAGAGACUUCAAGAAGAGACUGACUAUGUUACCCACUACCCAAGAUCCACACCAAAGAGCAACCACUGCAACGUUUGCUACCUUUUAAAAACGAUUUGCACAGCCACCAUUCUAUUUAUUUUUGGGAUUCUAAUAGGUUAUUAUGCACACACGAAUUGCCCUUCUGAUGCCACACCAUCAAGAUCAAAUGACCCUCAGUUUUACCAGGAUAUUCUCAAGACAAUCAAAGCAGAAGACAUUAAGAAAUCCUUCAGAAAUUUGCUACAACUCUAUAAAAGUGAAGAUGACAUGGAAAUUUCAAAGAAGAUUAAGACUCACUGGACAGCUUUGGGCUUGGAAGAUACACAGCUUAUGAACUACUCAGUGUUGCUGGAUUUCCCUGGGCCCUCUCCAGGCACCAUCACUGUGAGCAGCACUGGCCAGUGCUUUUAUCCUGAUGGCCAGCCUUGCCGGGAAGAAGCCAGAAAAGGCCAUAGCCAAGAUCUGCUCUCAUCAUAUGCUGCCUAUUCUGCCAAAGGAACUCUCCAGGGUGAUGUCAUCGAUGUGAGCUAUGGAACUGCAGAUGAUUUUAAAAGGAUUACAAAAUUAAAAAAUACAGCAAAUCAAAUUGCACUUCUGAAAUUAGGAAAAUUACCACUGCUCUAUAAGCUUUCCUUAUUGGAAAAGGCUGGGUUUGGAGGUGCUCUUCUCUACACUGACCCUUGUGAUAUACCAAAGUCUGAAGAUCUUAGCUCUGAGACAUUUAUGGUGACACUGAACCCAGGAGGAGACCCUUCUACACCUGGGUACCCCAGCCUUGAUGGAAGCUUUAAACAGAGCCGACCAAACCUCACCUCCUUGUUAGUGCAGCCGAUCUCUGCAUCCUUCGCUCAAAAACUCAUUGGUUUGCCAAAACUGAGAAUGGAUAAUGAUGCCUGUAGCCCUCUAAAACUCCCAUAUAAUGAGAAAAGAACUGUACACUUGCAAAUACAGACAGAAACAACAUUUAAAACAGUGACGAAUGUUGUUGGCUAUCUAAAAGGUUUGACAUCACCAGAUCGGUAUAUUAUAGUUGGCAGUAACCACCAUGCUGGAUACAGUUAUAAUGGACAAGAUUGGGCCAGCAGUACUGCAAUAAUCACAGCAUUUAUCCGAGCCUUGAUGUUAAGAGUGAAGAAAGGAUGGAGACCAGAACGUACUAUUGUUUUCUGUUCAUGGGGAGGAACAACUUGGGGCAAUAUUGGCUCCUAUGAAUGGGGAGAGGAUUUUGCAAGGAUUCUCCAAAAGAAUGCCGUGGCUUACAUUAGCCUCCAUAGUCCUGUCCGUGGCAACACCAGUCUGCAUCCAGUAGCAUCUCCAUCUCUCCAGCAACUGGUUCUAGAGAAAAUUAAGUUCAACUGUUCCAGAAGAGCUCAGUGCCCAGCAGUCAAUGUCAGUGCCAUACAGAUACAAGGUGACGCUGAUUACUUCAUCAACCAUCUUGGAAUUCCGACUGUACAGUUUGCUUAUGAGGACUUGAAAGCAUUAGAGGGUCCAAGUUUUCUCUCUGAAGCCAUUUUCCCUAAACAUGCAACAAAAAUUGAAGAAGUGGAUCCAUCUUUCAACCUCCAUGAAGCCGUUACUAAGCUCUCAGGAGAAGUAAUUUUACAAAUUGCCAGUGAACCUGUUCUGCCCUUCAAUGCCCUUGAUAUAGCCUUAGGAGUUCAAAACAGCCUUAAAGGUGGUGAACCCAGUGUCCCUUACCUGCUUGCAAUGGCUUCACGUUUGAGGGAGAGUGCUGAACUCUUCCAGUCAGAUGAGAUGCGGCCUGCUAAUGACCCAAAGGAGAGAGCUGCCAGUCAUGUCCGCAUGCUGAAUGACAUCCUUCAAGACCUGGAGAAGAACUUCCUGGUUGAGCAGGUGCCACCUGGAUUUUAUAGAAACAUCCUGUACCAUCUUGAUGGGAAGACAAGCCAGUUUUCCAUCCUCAAGGAGGCUUGGGAGCACCGCAGUCCACUGGCAUCUAAUGAGACCUUUCAAGAGGCCCUGUCCGAUGUGCUGAAUAGCAUUAAUUCAGCUCAGGGUUUCUUCAAAGCAGGAUUGGAUUUGUUUGAGAGUGUCUUGGUUGCAAAGAAUUGAGAAAACACUCAGCAUUUUUAAAAGUCUGUUUACAUUCUACAAGUAAAUUUCUAACCUGACCAGUGUGUGUGUGUGUGUGUGUGUAUGUUUGAUUGAAGACAUCCCCCCAGUUUAAAACUAUUACAUGGCAUAAUUUUAAAAUUACAUGAGAAAGAACAUUUUGAACAAUAUAAAUACUUUCUUAUAUCCCCACUUCAGUAUGUAACAGCAAUUAUUGAAAUAGUACUUAGAGAUUUAUCUAUUACAGAGAUAUAUGCUGUAUUUUUAUAAAUAAAAAAACCUGGAGGGAUGUUAACAUGUUCUUGGCAUCAACACCACGGUGGACAGAAUGUGGAGGAAUGCCAGCAUGCAUUGCUGAAGUCUCCGGUGACUAACUUUCUACGUCAGACCUGGAGACCUGAUGAGGUUUCAGAUAACUUUUCAAGUAACUUCAAUAUGAAGAAAUAAUGCAUUUUUCAUGAGUGAUUGAUGCCCAGAUCCACUACGAAUGUUUCUAUUUUAAAAUGAAGUUCCUCUUCUUGACAAAACUAGAUGUAGUAAUGCACUGGUUAUGAAGUUGUAUUUUGUAAGUACUAAUGAAAAAAGUGCCAUAAACAUUCCAAGGAGAAGAACCCUGAAGAAACUGUAUAGAGCAAUUUAAAUGCAAAUUUUUCCUAAGGUGACAAGUUUUGGAAACCUUAAAUUGCCUCAGUUGAUGUUACAUGAACUUUAUCAAUGAUGUACAUUUGACAAGGAAGAGCACAUUAUUUACCUCACUUUCUCUUGUUUCUGAUGAAAUGACAGAAACAGGGAAUAGCUAAAGGAGAGCAUCUCAUAUGUCUGCACCUCACUCCUUACAUCUUUCCCACAACCCCUUGUUAUAAAGUGGUUUUAACAGAACUGUAUGAAACUAGAAUGAAAAAAAUUACACAGUUUGUUUUUGAAAAUACAAAGUAUAUUCAAAUGCAUCUUAGUGUUGUUUUAUAGUACUGGAAAAACAAACCUUACCAAAAAAGAGAUGUUUGUUUUUGUCAACAAAUACUCUAAAUGCAGGAAGAAAAUUCAACAUUUCCCCCUAUGUUAUCCAUAAUACGGGCAAAGGCAAAAACAGUGAAUAGGCAUGCCACUUACAUAAAAAGUGGAGAGUUUCAUAGUCUUUGUCUGUAAAUUUUAUCAUGUAGGAGACAGACUUUGUAUUUUGGCAUUGUCAUUCAAAAACUCCACAAUCCAUCGUCCCUUCAAAGUAAAAAAAUUCUUUCUAGUGAUGGACAAGCAAAACUUUUUGCCUACCUUCUAAAUACAUUUGUUUAAAAAAUAUUUUUCUUGUUACAGUUUCCCUUUGGGAAUAGACCACCAGAAUAUUUCUUAUGACAAUCCCUACCAAUUUCAAUCCUGAAACAAUUGGCCUUACCCAUGCCAGGGAACUUCUGAGGCUACCCAUGUGUGUCUCAUUUUUUACUUCUUUUGGGUGAAUAUAAAAUAAACGUUAUUUAAAAAGAAAGCUAGAGUUGAGAGAAAAGAAUUAAUCAUCAUUGACUAAGUGAUUUAUAGGGGUCACCUCUUCCCAGCGUUUGUAAUGUUUGUGCGCUGAAAACAGAGGACUGGGACAGUUAGCUAGAUAAUUCAAGCGGAAACACAUAAACAUCUGAAGUGCCUAUAUACAUACAUUUUCAUGUGAUAAAUGAAACUAUAUUGUACUUUUUUAAUGUACUUAUUUAAUGAAAUUACUUUAGUUGCACUAGUUUGAGAAUGUUCGCCACAUUGUUGAGUGUGUAUGCUUAAGUGGCUUAAGGGUCUGGGCACUGCUAGCUGGAAAUGCUUCUUUGCAAUCAUCUGCAGACAUGAGCAGAUCAAGGGUAACAGAAUGCUUAUACUGUCAGAGAGUCCUAGCCUAUGUCAAGGGUGUUCAUCACUGAGUCCAAGGUCAUGCAGUUAUUCAUUUAGUAGAUUAUCAUCUUAGAUAAAAAACAAAUCGUUUUAGUACAAUAAUUCAUAAAGGGAUUGUGUCAAUCCUGCAUCUUGAUAAAACAUCUCUUGAAAGCCUAUGAAAAUAUAAAAAGGGCACAUUAGUGAGGGAUCCCAAAGAGUUUGAAAAUGCCAUCAUUAAAACGCCAAACAAGCAUCUCUGAACAAGUGUUCAGAACACAGGAGCACUUGCAACUCAAUCGUGAGGACCUGAAUUCACUCUCCAGUAUCUACUUCAGGAAGGUCAUAAAUGCCUGUAAAGUCCACCACAAAGGGAUCUAAUGUUGCCCUCCUGAGCUGCAGAGGCAUUGUGUACCUAUUCACACAUGAACAAAAUAAACCCCAAACGAAACAUAAUAACACAAAGGAUGACCUUUUUAUCAGUAAAAGAGAAGUCAGAUGUAGCCAUCUAUGCCAGCUAUGGCAGGCACUGGUCUAGACAUGGUUUACUUUUGGUUUCUUUUUCUUUUUUUCUUUUUUUGGUUUUACGAGACAGGGUUUCUCUGUUUUGUUUUGGAGGCUGUGGGUCCAGCCCAUCCUCAAACUCACAGAGAUCAGCCUCCCUCUGCCUCCUGAGUGCUGGGAUUAAAGGCGUGUGCCACCACCGCCCGGCUGGUUUCUUUUUCUAGUUAACUACAUACAGCAAUUCAUUUAAGAAGGAAGAAGCAUGUUUAAUGUGAAUGUUCAGAGUUCUCAGAUUAAUAUAAAAAAUGUGCUUUUUCUUCUCAGAGGGACCCUGUAAUGUUAAUGUGGCAACCCUUACACUAGGCACUGCAAAGAACAGAAUUCCUUUGAUUUGAAAACACAAUGUGAUGCAACAUUUCAGUGUGCACUUUGCACAUAUGACCAGCCUUAGCUAGUUCAUCAACAGCCUUGGCCAGGAGCCACUUCACAAUAAUCCCAAAAUACAUAAAAAGCAGCCUACAUAAACACCUAUGGCUGUAGCCCACCUAAAUAAUGGUGUGCCUGUGUAAGUUUGAAACACUUAGAAAACAGAUAAAAUUAAACAGGAAAUUAUAUAUUAUCAGCACAGCUAGAUUUCAAGUUUGAAUUCCAAACCUGAAUCCACUAAUCUCUUAAUAUCCUAUUCUAAAUGUCUGUCUGUACAACUCACUUAGAAGAAAACAACAGGUGCUUUCAUGUAGGACAAUGGCUGUAUUUCAGACUUCAAAACUCCAAAAAAUCAACUUCUUAAAUAAAUACAUAUAAUGCACAAGUUUUGUUUGCUGGAAAGAUAAGCAAGACAUAAAUAAAAUACAUGUUACCAUCUUAUCAGUGAUGAAUCAGCAUCUUGCCACAAAUUUAAAAAAAACACGUUUAUUUCCAGGAUAAAAGUAGACAUAGCUAAUAAUAUUCUCCUGAGAUACUCCACAGUAUGGGAAAUUAAUUCCUGCAAGGAUUAAGCUUUCUCUGAAGUUUCUACUUUGCCAUCUCAUCUCACUGGUUUAAUAUAUUACUGAUGUGUGCCUGAGCCACAAGUUUGCUUAAGAGAAAGUAGUUACUUUAAACUGCCAAUACAUGUGCUGAGAAGAAGGGAAAUGGUCUUGCAUAUUCCAAUGAAUUACUCUCCAAGUGUUUCAAUACAGGACUGAGAAUUCAGCCCAGGGGUGGGAAAACAUGCACAUACUAUAUGCCUGGCUAUGCUAGCAAAUUCGGAUCUGUCCUAUGAGUUUAAAUUUAUAAUUUAAAAAUGACUCAUUGGAAUUUGCUCUUCUGAAAUCUGGAAAAGCAUUCCAGAGUUUGAAGUAUUCUAUUGAGUGUGAAUAUUUUCCAGUUGAAUGGAUUUGUUUUAUUGCACAGAAAGUGACGUAAAUUUGAAGAAUUGCAAACUACAGUUUAGAAUGCUGCUGGUCAUCACUAUGUCCACUCAGAAAUAUGUUGUAUUUUCUUUCUAGAUAAACUCUAGAAAUGGUAGUAGACAUUCCCUUUCUGGAGUAGUGAUUUUAAGAUUCAUGUAUUCAACAUAAGUGUAUCUGUCAACUACUCAGAGUUUUCAUUCCAUAAUACCUUUCCAUUAUCGUUCAAAGAUGUACACUAAAAGUGCCUUUAGCAUAGAGAGAUUGUCAAGAAUCCUGAAACCUGACUUACUGUGAGGUGAUUUCUUUCUUUCCUUCCUUCCUUCCUUCCUUCCUUCCUUCCUUCCUUCCUUCCUUCUUUCUUUCUUUCUUUCUUUCUUUCUUUCUUUGUUUCUCUCUUUCUUUCUUUGAGACAGGGUUUCCAGUCUGGCCUCAAAAUUCACAGAGAUCUGCCUGUCUCUGCUUCAUGAGUGCUAGGAUUAAUGGCCUGCACCACCACCACCCAUCUAAGGUGACAAGUUUCUUAAAGGCAUUUGUAAUCUCAGAUUCAAUCUGGAUCAGGAUUUUAAGAGUAAAGGAAUAAACUAAGGCAGAUUUAGGGCUUCCCAUUGUAAUGUUUCUGGUUAUAUUAUUAUGUAUGUGUUUGGAUAUACAGUUACAAAGCUUGCAAUAAAUAAAGUGGUGAUAUUGAGGUAUAUAGCCACUCAGUGAAGCCAAAGAAACAAUGACUGUUCUGUUUGCUUAUUUCCAGGAUUCAGCCAGGAAUUAGACCACAAGCCAUUCAUUGACUGCCUACAACCAGAGAGAUCUUUAAUGACUAUACACAAUGCCUAACAGUAUUCAUUCUUGAUCCUUUGAUAGCAUCAGCCAAUAAGCACUGACAUAGAUAUUCUCAGAGGAAAACAGACUAUUUUCUAGGAUCUAAUUAUUAUGCACCACCUCAGUCACAAAAAGACCACACAGGUGCCUGUCCUAUGCAAUAUGUCAUGUGCUAUAGUUCUGCAAGCUCAGGAGAUUAAUAUAGAAUCAUUAUUAUGAAUGAUUAUGCUGCAUUAAUGUCGAUAGUGGUCUUUUGUUCUAAUGAAAGUGCAGAAUUGGCAUCUGUAUAGAAUUUCACUUAAGGCAUUGAGUCUAAGUCCCUAUUUUAAUGGACUGCAUAUAUUUUUCAAUCAAAAUGUAUAAUUAUUUAAUUAUCUAUGCUCUUCAGUAAUUAAAAUUCUAUAGCUUCUUCAAGAGACAAUAUUCGAUGUGUGGCCAUGCACAUGGUUAAAACCUGGGUUUCACCUCUGGGAUUUCUUAGCCAUUUGAGAAUGUGUUUUCUGUACAUACAGUGGGAUUUUAUUAAUAUUAAUAAAUGUGACUUUAUAUGCUAUUAAUGGAACUUACUCUCAAAGUUAGAACAAAAUACAACUAACUUAUAAGAAUGAUUUCCCUCUUUGUAUAGAGAAAGGCAAAUAUAUAAACAAACAAAAUAUUUCACUAUACCAUUGCAGAUUGUCCUCAAGAAGCAAAAUACCCAGAUGGUUAAGCGUAGCUCAUAUAGCUAUAUUCCAAGAAUGUUAUAAAUAAUUCCAUUUAGUGGCUAGACCAAACUCUAUUAGGUGAUUGAGUGUGUAUGUUGCAAACAGAGGGUUUUAGUAGUAAAUAUAUCCCACACAUUUUAACUUGCUAUUUGAAAAACAAAAUAUACGUUCAGAUUCAAAAAGCUUCCUAGUGCAUUCUACAGAAAAUUGCAUGGAAUUUUGUUAAUACUUUUCUAUGUGGGAUUUCAAUAUUCAUAUAUACAGGUGUUUAGUAUUUUUAGCUUUUAAAAUCAUGUUUUUAAUGAAACAACCUUUAAAUGGAUAAAUUUUAUUAAAAAUGGUUUUCCAAUGCUAUAAUAUCAAAAUAUAUAAUCUUAGAAUUACAAAUGCAAGACAUCAGGAUACAAUUUAUAGUUUCAUUUGGGGGAAAAUUUAAAUGAUUUUUGUUUACAAAUAAAUGUACUUUAAUUAAAACAAUCACCUCUCUAUGAGGUAUGCCCAUUAAUAACCUGCACUGAACUGUCUUGUUAAUUUUUGUUCAAGAUAACAUUAUUAUCAUCAGUGAUUGAUAAACUUCAUUGCAUAGAGAUUGCUAAAGUCAUUCCUGUCUACCUUGAUUUUUAAUAGCACUAGUUUAUAGGUAUAUAGCUAUAUUUUCCAAUUGCUAUAUAUGGUUGAAUGUUUACUUUCUGUGUCUGAAUGUCCAUAUAAAACUGAAUGUUUUUCAUGUUUCCCAUGUGUGAUCUCAAUUGAGUAUAUAACCGCUCUGUGUUACUACAAAUUAUUCAAUAUGCAGCUUUUGAUAUGAUUUAGGGUGAUAAAAUGGAUUGAGUAAGCAAAUACAUUAAGAAUGACUGAAUACUUUGUAUUUCACUUGCUUAAAUGUUUGCACAUAAUUGAAAACUUAGUUCUAUUAAAUGAAAGCAUCUUUAAAAUAACAUGUUAUGAUUCAUGAAUGCAAUGAAUAUAUAUAAUGAAAUUGUCAUUUUUAAAAUAAAUUUAAAAAAUAUAAAAUA
Messenger RNA from Mesocricetus auratus (golden hamster), 8914 nucleotides. It is a transcript of the gene Naaladl2, whose product is annotated as N-acetylated alpha-linked acidic dipeptidase like 2. Lineage: Eukaryota; Metazoa; Chordata; Mammalia; Rodentia; Cricetidae. The record is from RefSeq and is a predicted model, not a curated record. Bases 299 to 2635 code for a protein of 778 amino acids. The transcript has 16 exons.